Molecule: messenger RNA, 618 nt
Organism: Neurospora tetraspora
Lineage: Eukaryota; Fungi; Ascomycota; Sordariomycetes; Sordariales; Sordariaceae
Exons: 2
Coding region: 94-618 (174 amino acids)
Source: RefSeq, a predicted model, not a curated record
UCGGUUCAGUCUGGGGAAGUGGGAGACCAAGGAGGUCCCACCAUCCGAAAUGUAUCAGGAUACCUUGCCGGAUAAAGUACUAGACAACCCGGCAUGGGUGGAUAUGCUCAAGAAGCUGCCGGCGGUGUCGACACCGGCGUUAAGCCCCCUUCGCCUCCCCACGGCAUCGGUCACCACAUCAAGUUCCCCUGGGCUCCCGAGAUCAAAGCCGUGGCCAUCAUCCCCGAGUUCGAGGUUCCCACCGCCAAGGCCCGCGAGGUUCUUCCCGCCGAGUAUCCCCGUGCGGAUGUUACCUUCAACCUCCAAAGGAUAGCCCUCUUCCCCGUCGCCCUCGGCCAAUCCCCUCCCGACCCGGAGCUCAUCAACCUGGCUAUGCAGGACGAGCUGCACCGGCCCUACCGCCAGAUUCUGAUUCCCGGUCUGACCAAGAUCGCGCGGUACAAGGGACCCCAGAGAUGGUGUAUUCAUGACCGCAGAGGAGGCCGGACAACCAACAUCUUACGCCAUAGAGUGAACUUGGUGUCCUUUUUCUUCUUCGUCUUUUUGGUUGAUCAAAUGGCAUCUAUCCAUAUAGUUCGUUUAAUGGAGUUAUCUCGAAGAUGUAACAGCGCUGCGUAA